This is a messenger RNA of Acinonyx jubatus (cheetah), 1131 nucleotides long. RefSeq names its product translocase of outer mitochondrial membrane 22 (gene TOMM22). The transcript is spliced from 4 exons. Gene Ontology annotation, cellular component: mitochondrial outer membrane. Bases 43 to 471 code for a protein of 142 amino acids. NCBI's taxonomy places the organism in Eukaryota, Metazoa, Chordata, Mammalia, Carnivora, Felidae. The record is from RefSeq and is a predicted model, not a curated record. Gene Ontology annotation, biological process: intracellular protein transport.
CACUCGCCUCCUCUCUUCCGCUUCCGGUGUCCCCCUGCAGCCAUGGCCGCCGCCGCUGCCGCUGGCGGCCCUGGGGCGCCCCUGUCCCCGGACGAAUUGCUUCCGAAAGGCGAUGCCGAGAAGACUGAGGAGGAGCUGGAGGAGGAAGACGACGAGGAGCUAGAUGAGACCCUGUCGGAGAGACUGUGGGGUCUGACGGAGAUGUUCCCAGAGAGGGUCCGGUCCGCGGCUGGAGCCACUUUUGAUCUCUCCGUCUUUGUGGCUCAAAAAAUGUACAGGUUUUCCAGGGCAGCCUUGUGGAUUGGGACCACUUCCUUCAUGAUCCUGGUCCUUCCUGUUGUCUUCGAAACGGAGAAGUUGCAAAUGGAGCAGCAGCAGCAACUGCAGCAGCGGCAGAUACUUCUAGGGCCCAACACAGGGCUCUCAGGCGGAAUGCCAGGGGCUCUACCUUCACUUCCUGGAAAGCUCUAGCUUGUUACUGCUCUAUGACUUGUCUUGGUGGGACGAGUUUGAAAAUUCAAUAGUGUUGAACUGCUGAUGAUUUGGAUUCUUUUCUCUUUUCCUUUUUUUUUUUUUUUUUUUAAACUUUGGCACAUUGAUUUAUCUAAACCUGGAGAGAAUUCUCCCCAGUGUGUCACGGAGACUCCCAACUUGCAGCUGUGCCCUCCACGCUGUCCCAUUUCUUCUGUCCUCACUCUGAUACCAGAGUGCAGCAAUGCAGACGGUUACUCCAGCUCUGGCCAUCCCCCCCCUUUCACUAAAUCACUAAAUCAUUCGUGACCGGAAGAUCUCAACUAUCUGAUUGUGGCAAAGGAACCGAUGCCACUGGGAAGGAUGCACCCCUGACCAUUUUUGUUUUUAAGCAUGGGGAUGUUGGGAAGGGACAUGCACACAGUAUGAAGUACAUAAUGCCGUUACAGCUGCAGUGUAAAGCAGCCACUGUGAAUUUCUGGGGUGGAAAGGAGGGAGGGCUGGGCAGCAGCUUCGACCACGGGAUGGAGACUGUGGAGGGCAGAGAAGAGCUCAUUUUCUCUGCCGGUUUUGGCUAUUAGAGAGCUGUGUGUGUGUGUCCAAAAAAGAAAAAAGUGCUCACUUUUUGUAUUUAAAUAUUAAAAAUGAUUCCGACAGAAA